This is a messenger RNA of Penicillium concentricum, 978 nucleotides long. It is a transcript of the gene nimX, whose product is annotated as cyclin-dependent serine/threonine-protein kinase CDC28. Bases 1 to 978 code for a protein of 325 amino acids. Gene Ontology annotation, biological process: regulation of gene expression; regulation of G2/M transition of mitotic cell cycle; G1/S transition of mitotic cell cycle. Lineage: Eukaryota; Fungi; Ascomycota; Eurotiomycetes; Eurotiales; Aspergillaceae. The transcript has 4 exons. Gene Ontology annotation, molecular function: cyclin-dependent protein serine/threonine kinase activity; ATP binding; cyclin binding. The record is from RefSeq and is a predicted model, not a curated record. Gene Ontology annotation, cellular component: nucleus; cyclin-dependent protein kinase holoenzyme complex; cytoplasm.
AUGUCGGCCACCAUGGAUAAUUAUCAGAAAAUUGAGAAAAUUGGCGAAGGCACCUACGGUGUGGUCUACAAGGCCCGUGAACUCAGCCAUCCCAAUCGUAUCGUUGCCCUGAAGAAGAUUCGCCUCGAAGCCGAAGAUGAGGGUGUCCCUAGCACUGCAAUCCGCGAGAUUUCCCUCCUUAAGGAGAUGAAGGACCCCAAUAUUGUCCAGCUGUUUAACAUUGUCCACGCCGAUGGUCACAAGCUCUACCUUGUCUUCGAAUUCCUCGAUUGCGAUCUUAAGAAAUACAUGGAGGCUCUGCCUGUUAGUGACGGUGGCCGAGGGAAGCCUUUGCCCGAUGGAUUGGGAGGUGUCACCCUGGGGCUGGGCGAUGCAAUGGUCAAGAAAUUCAUGGCCCAGCUUGUUGAGGGUAUCCGAUACUGCCAUAGCCACCGAAUUCUGCACCGUGACCUGAAGCCCCAGAACUUGUUGAUUAACCGUGAAGGCAACCUAAAGUUGGCCGAUUUCGGUCUUGCCAGAGCGUUCGGUGUUCCCCUUCGCACCUACACCCACGAGGUUGUCACAUUGUGGUACCGUUCUCCAGAGAUUCUGCUGGGUGGACGUCAGUACUCCACGGGUGUUGAUAUGUGGUCGGUGGGCGCCAUUUUCGCCGAGAUGUGCACACGCAAGCCUCUCUUCCCCGGUGACUCUGAAAUUGACGAGAUCUUCAAGAUCUUCCGCAUCCUUGGUACCCCCGGUGAAGACAUCUGGCCCGGUGUGACCUCGUUCCCCGACUAUAAAUCCACUUUCCCAAAGUGGAAGCGCCCUGAUGUUGAGAUUGUUCCCGGGCUGGAGGAGGCUGGAUGUCAACUCUUGGAGUCUCUGCUCGAGUUUGACCCUGCACACCGAUUGUCGGCCAAGCAGGCCUGCCUCCACCCGUACUUCCGUCACGGCACCGCACACUACUCCGGACGUGGCCCAAGUAACGGCUACCAAUAG